CGUACUCGAACAGCGGGGAGACCGAAAAUUUCGAGUAUAGAUUCAAAAGACUGGUCUAAUGGCUGCUUCAUCAGGCUCUCUCUCCGCUUCGGCUCUCAGGAAAUCGUCUCCUUCCUCUUCUUCUCUCUCAUGGAAGCUCCCCCUCUCCUCCUCAUUCGGCGUCGCCGUGUCGCUUCCCCGUCGCCGGAGGCCGGCGGCGCCGGUUUUCGUGGUGGCGGUGAUGGACGCCAAGCCGACGGUCCUCGUCGCCGAGAAGCUAGGCGAGGCCGGCCUCGAGCUCUUGAAGGACUUCGCCAACGUCGAUUGCUCCUACAACUUGAGUCCUGAGGAGCUCUGUACAAAGAUCUCGCUGUGCGACGCUUUGAUUGUCCGCAGCGGCACGAAAGUCAACCGCGACGUUUUUGAGGCGUCCUCCGGAAGGCUCAAGGUUGUUGGCCGUGCCGGCGUCGGGAUCGACAACGUGGAUCUGGCUGCCGCGACGGAGCAUGGUUGUCUCGUGGUGAAUGCGCCCACGGCUAAUACUGUCGCUGCCGCUGAGCACGGGAUCGCGCUUCUCACAGCCAUGGCUCGGAACAUUGCGCAGGCCGAUGCGUCUGUAAAAGCUGGCAAGUGGGAGCGAAGUAAAUAUGUCGGAGUUUCCCUCGUCGGUAAAACACUUGCUGUAAUGGGCUUUGGUAAGGUUGGAUCAGAAGUUGCCAGGCGGGCCAAGGGUCUUGGUAUGCACGUGAUUGCGCAUGAUCCAUAUGCCCCUGCAGAUCGUGCUCGUGCAAUAGGCGUGGAGCUUGUGAGCCUUGAAGAAGCCAUAGGAACUGCCGAUUUCAUCUCCCUUCACAUGCCUCUUACUCCUGCCACAUCCAAGAUUCUCAAUGAUGAAACUUUUGCAAAGAUGAAGAAGGGAGUCAGGAUUGUUAAUGUUGCUCGUGGGGGAGUGAUUGAUGAAGAAGCCUUAGUGAAGGCACUGGACGCUGGCAUUGUCGCUCAGGCAGCGCUUGAUGUUUUCACUGAAGAGCCACCAAAGGACAGCAAAUUGGUUUUACACCAUAGAGUAACUGCAACCCCACAUCUUGGUGCCAGUACCAUGGAAGCUCAGGAAGGAGUGGCAAUUGAAAUAGCCGAAGCUGUUGUUGGAGCCUUAAGGGGGGAGCUUGCUUCUACUGCAGUCAAUGCACCCAUGGUUCCUUCUGAGGUUUUGACAGAACUAAAACCAUUUGUUGAACUUGCUGAGAAGCUUGGGAGACUAGCUGUCCAAUUAGUUACAGGUGGGGGUGGAGUGAAAAGUGUGAAAGUGACAUAUGCUUCUGCUAGAGCUCCUGAUGAUCUCGAUACAAGACUUCUUAGGGCCAUGAUCACCAAGGGUCUUAUUGAGCCUAUAUCCAGCGUCUUCGUGAACUUGGUGAAUGCAGACUUCACAGCUAAACAAAGAGGCCUCCGGAUUACUGAAGAACGUGUACUGUUAGAUGGUUCCCCAGAAAGUCCACUCGAGUUCGUCCAGGUCCAGAUCGCAAAUGUCGAAUCAAGAUUCGCCAGUGCAAUUUCGGAGUCCGGGGAAAUUAUAGUGGAGGGACGGGUGAAAGAUGGGCUUCCCCAUUUAACCAAAGUUGGAUCUUUCGAAGUUGAUGUGAGCUUAGAAGGUAGUAUUAUUCUCUGCAGGCAGGUCGACCAGCCGGGAAUGAUCGGGCAGGUGGGAAGCAUUUUAGGGGAUGAGAAUGUCAACGUCAGCUUCAUGAGCGUCGGAAGGAUCGCCCCGCGAAAGCAAGCGGUAAUGGCAAUCGGAGUGGAUGAACAACCAAGCAAGGAGUCCUUGAGGAGGAUAGGCGAGAUUCCCGCCAUUGAAGAGUUUGUUUUCCUCAAGUUGUAGUCUGGUAUGCCAUCUCCAUAUCACAACUGCAUGUUCCGUUGGGCGCAACCUAAAUUUUGAUAGUCUUCAUCUCUGCUUUGUGUUUUUGUUUUUUGUUUUUUGUUUUGGUGAGUCUUUCACAUAUGCUUUUGUCAUAACUUUGGGAGCUAGAAAUAAUUGGUAUGUACCAUGAUGAGCUUGUCUUUCGGGAUCUUAAAAGGUUGGAGAAAAUUAUUUUAUGUAAUAUGUAUUGUUU
Diospyros lotus (date-plum) is the source of this 2093-nucleotide messenger RNA. Its product is annotated as D-3-phosphoglycerate dehydrogenase 3, chloroplastic-like. The transcript is spliced from 5 exons. Gene Ontology annotation, cellular component: chloroplast stroma. The record is from RefSeq and is a predicted model, not a curated record. NCBI's taxonomy places the organism in Eukaryota, Viridiplantae, Streptophyta, Magnoliopsida, Ericales, Ebenaceae. Gene Ontology annotation, molecular function: phosphoglycerate dehydrogenase activity; NAD binding. Bases 59 to 1858 code for a protein of 599 amino acids. Gene Ontology annotation, biological process: L-serine biosynthetic process.